Messenger RNA from Ectocarpus siliculosus, 1542 nucleotides. The record is from the annotation of a GenBank genome assembly. Lineage: Eukaryota; Phaeophyceae; Ectocarpales; Ectocarpaceae.
AUGGACAACUUCAUCUCCGCCGUCGCGCAGCUCAAAGCCUCCGAAGACACAAAGUAUGACGUGCUGUACCUCAACACCCCCUGGAACAAACUGACCGUGGAACAGAUGGGAAAGAUAGACCUUUCAUCUCUCACCAAAGACGAAGCUCUGAUGUACAUGUGGGCCGACACCUACAGCAUCAAGUUUGCCACCGAGCUGUUCAAGCUCCAGGGGUUCAAGUUCCACUCGGUGUACCAGAUCUGUGAUGUCGCCACCUACCCUCCUGCACCCGAACCCAAAGCCGCGGGCGAGGCCGUCCCGACCUCGGUCGCCGAUGUUAUGCACGGCAGCGACAAGGACACGGACGGACCGGUCGACAGCCCUGCGGAGGCGGCCGUCGUCGACAAGGCCAUCGUCAAAACUACCACGAAGCGCGCCAAGAAGCAGAGGUGCCCUCCUCUAUCGCUCCCCAAGUACUGGAAGAGUGUCACUCACAGAGGUUCCACGCGCCCGACAGCGGAGUUUCUCUUGCUCGGUCACAAGGGUGGACGCGAUGUCCUCGACAAGCUCAUGAACGAAAAAUCCGGAACCCUGCCGUACCAGGUCGUUCACAAGCCUGACCUCGGCAAGAAGUCCAGGAGCGUUCCCAAGAAGAACAUCAACCUCGACCCGGAGUGGGUGUGUGACCGCCCCGAAGAGUUUCUCGACACGGCGAUCAGCCACCUCAAGCCUUCCGUCAAGAUCCUAGAAGUGUUUGGGUCAACCCUGAAGAGGAUGACGGACUCCGUCGGACCCAACGUACCCGGAGGAUUCUGCCCGGCGUACGGAAGCAACGCCGGGCUCGCCAACUGUCUCAACAAGGUGAUGCGGUCCAUGAAGAAGGUGCAGUUGCAGGGGCUGUGCUCGGCCCUCUCCAAGAUUGCACAAGCCGACGACGCCGACAGAGCUACGAAGGUCAAGGAAUUCCGGGCCGUGGAUGCGUCUUGGACCGCGAUAGUCACGGCACUGACCGACAUGAAGUCCCCCGUCGCUUACGACUGGAGCUCCAAGGACGCCGACCUCCCCGCCGAGUGGCUGCGCCUGGCGGUUCUCUCGUUUGCACAGAAAAACAUGGCCGACUUCGGCGACCUCAGGCGCAAGCGCAAGAGGAGGAAGACGAACAAGGACUCGCCCCGCGCUUGUCACGGGAUCGCCAAACCCGUCGUGGUGUCCAAGCAACUCACAGACUUCUUGGGCCUGGAAGAGGGUCACAUGGUCUCGCGCACCCACACGGUCAAGCUUCUGAACAACUACGUCAAGGCCAACGGUCUACAGAACCCCGCCAAGAAGAUUCAGAUCGUGCCCGACGAAGCUCUCCUCAAGCUCCUUUGUCCCCCGGCGGACUUCGGGCCCAUCACGUACUUCAAGAUGUGUUCGCUUCUCGGUCCUCACUUCCCAAAGGAGUCGCAGGAAGUCAAGGACGCCAAGGCGAAAGAGGCAAAGGAAGCCAGGGUGGCCAAAGCAGCCGCCGCCAAGGCCAAGAAGGACGAGGAGGGGAGCGCCGCCAAAAAGGCUCGCAAGUAG